This is a messenger RNA of Lacerta agilis (Sand lizard), 1721 nucleotides long. It is a transcript of the gene LANCL2, whose product is annotated as LanC like 2. The transcript has 9 exons. NCBI's taxonomy places the organism in Eukaryota, Metazoa, Chordata, Lepidosauria, Squamata, Lacertidae. The record is from RefSeq and is a predicted model, not a curated record. The coding region runs from base 16 to 1422 and encodes 468 amino acids. Gene Ontology annotation, biological process: carbohydrate metabolic process; peptide modification. Gene Ontology annotation, cellular component: plasma membrane.
GGUGGGAGGGCCGCGAUGGGAGAGGGCAUGUCCAAGAGGCUGAAGGUGCAGCUGGGCGGCGAGGCGGAGAUGGAGGAGAGGGCCUUCAGCAACCCUUACCCGGACUACCAGCCCCACGGAGCCGCCGCCGCCGCCGCCUCCUCGCCCAGCGGGGCCCCGCCUUCGCCCAGCGACUCCGAGGGAAAGCGCUGCCGCCCGCCUUCGCCGGACGGGGACGGAGGAGAACCCCCGCUCUUCGACGCCGACGGGAAGAUCUGCUCUUAUUUCAGUAAAAGGAUCACAACUAAAAUUAAGGAUUUGCUGCAGCAAAUGGAAGAAGGGCUGAAGACUGCAGAUCCUCACGACUGCUCUGCAUAUACUGGCUGGACAGGGAUAGCCCUUUUGUACCUUCAGCUGUACCGUGUGACGCAAGAACAAAGUCAUCUGCAGCGAUCCCUGGAUUAUGUGAAGAGGAUCCUACGCAAUCUGAAUGGAAGGAGGAUUACUUUCCUCUGUGGUGAUGCUGGACCCUUGGCGGUGGGAGCAGUGGUCUACCACAAGCUGAAGAAUGACACUGAAUCCAAGGAAUGUGUGACCAAACUUUUGCAGCUCCAGAGAAUGGUUCUUGCCACAGAUUCUGACCUUCCAGAUGAGCUGCUUUAUGGAAGAGCUGGUUACUUGUAUGCCUUGCUUUAUCUGAAUACUGAAAUUGGACCUGAGGCUGUGCCGCAGUCUGCUAUCAAGGAGGUGGUGGAUUCCAUCAUUGAAUCAGGUAAAAACUUUUCCAGAGAGGAACGAAAGACAGAACGGUGUCCAUUAUUGUAUCAGUGGCACAGAAAACAAUACGUUGGUGCAGCCCAUGGCAUGUCUGGGAUCUACUAUAUGCUUAUGCAGCCAGUGUGCAAUGUGGAUCAAGAGACUUUGAGAGAACUGGUGAAACCAAGCAUUGACUAUGUGCGCCAUAAAAAAUUUCGAUCUGGGAAUUAUCCAUCGUCUUUAAGUAAUGAAACUGACAGGCUGGUGCAUUGGUGCCAUGGUUCCCCAGGAGUCAUCCAUAUGCUCAUGCAAGCAUAUAAGGUUUUCAAAGAGGAUAAAUAUUUGAAGGACGCAAUAGAAUGUAGUGAUGUCAUUUGGCAGAGAGGAUUGUUGAGGAAAGGCUAUGGCAUCUGCCACGGGACAGCUGGCAAUGGCUACUCCUUCUUAUCCCUCUAUCAUCUCACUCAGGAUAAAAAGUACCUCUAUCGAGCUUGCAAGUUUGCAGAGUGGUGUCUGGAUUAUGGUGCACAUGGCUGUCGUAUUCCUGACCGACCCUAUUCACUGUUUGAAGGUAUGGCAGGAGCUAUCCACUUCCUCUCUGACAUAAUCGACCCCCAGAACUCCCGCUUCCCAGCAUUUGAACUCGGCCCUCAAAGGAAAGAAAGCAAAGAGGAGCAGAACAGCUAAAUGGAAACUGGAGAUAAUGCCCAAAGCAACAUGACUGCUUAGUGCCUCAAGUGAAGUCUGGAGGAAAAACUCUUUCUCGCCUGUUCUCCAAAGAACCACACUUGUCGUUGCUGCAUGAGCGAGAGAAUUCCACGUUUCAUUCUAAGAGAUGCCUUGAGCUGUGGCAGUGAGCAGGCUUAAGUUCAUUGGGACUCUUGCUUUUUCAGUUUUCACAGUUGUCCUUUCAGGUCUUUCUGAGUGUGUUUGCAUGUUCCUUGGUGUUGUCCGUAACUGUAAAGUUUUUUCCCGUUCAUUGUGAA